AUGGGUCUUCUUCGUCGCGCGCGCAAAUCGAACCCCUCGGGAACGGAAGGAGGGAAAUCUGCCCCGCAAUCCUCUCGCAUCGAGGAGAGGUUACGAACGGCACGAAUCUUAGCCGAGGAGGACGACGACGACGACGAGUUACACGGGAGAAGUAAACGAACGAAAGCGCAAAUCGAACGCGAUUUGAGCGAUCCGAGAGUGCACAAACGCAUCGUGGAGAACUUAUACGGCGCGUAUAAAAGCAGAAAAGAGCGAAAGAAAAACUACGUCUCGUUAUUCUCGUUCAUUUUCUUCGUGUGUUUCUACCUCUCGAUUCUUUUCUUGCAACGAAAAGCGGGCGAGGCGUAUAGGCUCACGUCGACGUUGAACUCGGUGUUGAUUCCGCAAAGGAAAGAGUUCACGUCGUCGAGAGAAAUCAUCGAUUGGGCGAGUGGGGUGGUGAAUACGUUGUGGACCGAUGCGGUGUGUGGGGACGGCGUGUGUUCGGAACCGUUUGAGUUUCCAGAGUACGGGAGGUUCGGGUGUAAGGCGGAUUGUUUGCGCUGGAUUCAGACGAUGAGCGUUACGGAAGUUCAGUUGGAUUUAUACUAUAAUUUUACGCAUCCGAGAGGUUCGGUGAACCCGGUAGAUUUGCAGAAGGACGCGACGUGGAAUUUAUGCCCGAAAGAGCAGGACGAGAUCACCGGGAUUGCAAAGAUAAGACACGGGAAGGAUUGUUAUUACGAAACAGAUCAACCGUUUCCUUCGCAAAGCGGUCAGGUGCAAGUUUUGCUGGACGACGUUCCGGAUGGCACGUGGUCGGUGCAAAUGAAGAAAGAUAUCUUUUUGAAAGUUGGCGGGGCGGUGCGAGAGAGGCAAAACGUGACGCACGAGGAAAAGAGACACCGGAUUUUGUUGGCGCACCAUUACGCGAACGUGGCGAGAAAGCACGAGAAGAAAAUCUUGGAAAAGUUACGAAUUGACUUUUUGGAUUUGGGGAAAGGCUUCGCGCACAGAAAGCUGAACGAGUUGCACAAUUCGGAGUUGACGAACUUGAAGGUUGCGCACAGCGAACAGUUCGUCAUCGAACGGGCGGAUUACGGCGCGAGUUACAACUUGGCGAAUAUUCGCGGUUGGUAUAACUCGACCGUGUAUAACUCGACUAUUCAGAUUUUGAACCAAACGUUCGCGAAUAAUCACACUUUGGUGGAUUACGCCAGUGAUCCGGAUUUGGAUUGUAUGCCAAUCAUGAACGACAAUUCGACGAGUCAAUACGGCGUCAACACUUCGGAUUGGAACGCAGAUUGGUGGAGUAAUGUAGACGCCGCCUCCACGAGUACCAAAGAAACGACCGUUUUCGGUGUAAAUAUGAUUGGAGAUUUGUACAUUCACCCGCCGUACGGUUUGUCGUACUUUUGCGAGUGCGAGAAGGAUGCCGAAACCGGGAAAGUGACGGCGUGUUUGGACAAGUGCGUCGGGAACGGCGUGAACACGACGAUGCCGGAUCCAAACCAAUUGGCGUGUACAGAAACGUAUAGAUUCUUGCGAAACGUGUAUAACCAAGGCAUCGCGGACGCGUGGUCGACGUUGGCUGCGUACGAGACGCAAGCGCUGGAAUUGGCCGACGCGGAAGAAGUGGAUUUCUUGAAGGCGUUUCAAGCGCAACAAAACGUCGAGUAUUACGACAUGAUUAAAAUGGAUGGCUUGGAAGGUGAUGCCGUUGCCACGGCAACAUACGAUAUUUUGAAGGCGUACGUUAUCUCUAGUGAACACUCCGUUGGUGGUAAAGAUAACGCGUAUUCCAAAGUCAGAUACGCCAACUCCGGCAAGUAUCCAGAUCAUCGAGAACAACUCGUUCCAUUCCUCGCGGCGCGCAUUCAAGAUUUGGAGAAAAAAAUGCAAGAUGUACCAGUGUACGACAGCCCUUGGAUAAACGGGAAUUCGACGUUCAAGAAACCAAAGAUGCCGGUUGUCGAUGAGAUCCAAAAGUUUUACACCGCGGAAACGAUUUCGGGAUUUCACGACGUGACGACGCGGCUGAAUUACACUUUGGCCGAGUUCAACCGUAAAGUUAUUGAGCGCAAAGAUUACGCGUAUUUAACCUGUAACAUCGCCGAACGUUCGGAUAUUUACAGAGGCACGUGCACGGACCCAACAACUGUUGCUGGACCAAAGUGGUGGGAUCCCUGGACAAACGGCACGUCCGUUUGGCUCACGCAGUCGAGAUACAAGAGAAUGUGUAAUUAUUUGUGUUUGUGUGGCGGGGGGACUGGCGCGAAUAACAACUGCAACAAAAAUACCGGUGAAGUCUGCGUGUGUGAGGCGUGCGAAGACGAGGGCAUGUUUGAUACCGUGGAGUACUUGAACGCAACCAGGGACGGUCAAGUUGGGUAUGGCAGAAAGUUGUUGCAAGCGCACGAACCAAACACGCAGUUUACGCAAAAGUAUAGACGCGCGAUGUUGCAAACGGCGGAAACGACGGAAUCUACCGUGACGCUCGACGAUAUCAUGACCGCAGUGUCCGCCAUUGCGACGAACCAGACGUCUUUAGACACCGCCAUGGCAGAGUUGAAGAAGGAUCAAGAAACCGCAACGGAUAAAGCGACGGCGUUUUUUGAAGAUAAAAGACUCGAACAAAUGAUGACGACUGGUUUUACGGAUUUAAAAGCCGAGCACGACUCGCUUUCCGAGCAAUUGGACGAAAUCGUGGCGAAACAAAAGGAAGCUUUAGCCGCGGCGCAAGCGUCUCUUUUAAUUCAACAAAGAACGAGCGAGUUGUUAGAGGCUGGUUUGAAAGCUAUCGAUAAGCUCACUCGCGCUGUUGAAAAGCAAAGGUUGACGAUUCGAGACGCUUGGUUGUCCGGCGCGUUUAAAGAUAUUGGGUCGUACAUUCAAAUUCAAGAAGAUUCCAUCAAUUCUCGAGAGUUCAAAGCCAAAGAUGCGAUUUUGAUGAACGCUCCGUGUCAAAUGGGCCCGGUCAAUCGCGUCUUUGAAGUUGAAAACUUUGACAACGAAGACCCGCCCGAAGCGUUCAGAGAACGCUACGUAGGCUUAUCCAACCGCGUCGUCGCCGGUAUGCUCUUUUACGUCAAAAGGAAAGAGUUGAAUUUGUGCGAUAACGAUCGUUUCGCAGAAUUGGAUAAAUUUUGCCCUGGUGGUACCGAUACGAACGCGUACGGCGUCGACCCGGUUUUCAAACUCGGAACGCCAAUGUUCAACGCCGAUUACGACAACGUGAAAACCAUCUCGCAAGUAUACGAUUGCACGAAAAUUGGAAACGCCACGUACGAUUUACGCGUUGAAGGUACGAAUAUCACCGCAAACAAUGCGCCGUAUUGCGCGGAGUUAUUCAACUCUCGAGACGUUCCGUGGGGCUUUCAUUCCAUGGACAUUUCCAAUUCGUACACGAAAGGGUUCCCGUUUUUGAUCGAUAUCAAUUUGGACGCCGCUGGCGCGCAACGAUGGUUGGACUACAUGGAAUACGGUUUGUUGUUAUCCGACGCGCAAACGGAUGAAGUUUCCGCGCAAGUUGUCGUGUACAACUCAGAGCUCGGGUAUUUUGGAAACACCAUGGUUUACUUCAAGUACAUCGACGGCGGUAAGAUUGUCGUGACCUACGAGAAUCAAACCAUCAAGGUUCAGUAUUACGAAAACUGGCAAGAUAUGUUACGGUUUGCGAUGGAAAUCGCCUUGGCUAUUGGCGCAUUAUACUCCGUCUACGACGAGUUUAUGGAUUUCAUCUUGACUAGGAAGAGAAACGACGGUAACUGGAGAGCGUACUUUGAAUCCGCGUGGAACUACAUCGACGUCGCGUCGAUCACUAUUCACUUGGGCGUCACCGUCAUGUGGGUGAUAUUUUCAAGAGUCGGUUGCCCGCGAUUUGAUCCAUCAAUCCAUUACAAAAUUUACAAAAACAUCGACGCAUCUGCAUUUCAAACCAGAUUGUUUGAGAACCACGAGUUCACAGAUUUAGGUAACAUGUUCUCGGACAUGUACGCGUUAGUGACGUUUUUGCAAUCGUACAUGGCGGUGUCUGGGAUCAACAUCAUCUUGUUGAUGUUGAGAGUUUUGAAGUUGAUGGACUUCCAACCUCGUUUGGGUGUGAUCACGCACACGUUAGGUUUGGCGGCGCCAGAUUUGAUUCACUUCUUCACGAUUUUCAUGAUGGUUUUCACUGGUUUCGCGUUCAUCGGGCACGUCAUUUUUGGUUUUGGGUCGGUAUACUUCUCCACGUUCGAGGAAUCCUUUCACACGUUGUUCAAAAACUUGUUGGGCGACGUCGAGUAUUUCGUCGUCGAUUUGGUGGAACUCCCAGGUUUAACCUACAUCGUCGCAAUGAUUUACUUUUACUCGUUCAACAUCAUGGUUUUGUUCAUCUUAUUCAACUUUUUGUUGGCCAUCAUCGUCGACGCGUUUGGCGAAGUCAAAGCGAACGCGAGCGAAAGUAUUUCUGUACACACGGAAGUCAACCCGAUGAUCUCGGAUUCGUGGAGAUCAUUCUCCAGAUAUUUCGGUUUUCAUCGAGACCACAUUUCAUCGGACAAGUUGUUAGCGCAAUUGAAGCGAUGGAGACACGGUUUAGAUCCGGAUUACGAGUCCACGGAUUCCGAAGACGAAGUCAUUCCGUACAUCCCGCCCGGAGAAAACGUUAUUCGAUACGACGACGACAGAGAAAUCGACCAGCUCGGUUUACGAAGAGUGUUAAGAAAAGCGGUCAUUGCCACGGAAACUAGCAGAGAUCCAAAGUUCCGCUUACGUUCGGACCCAAUCGGUUUGGAGAAAGAUAUGGACAGAGUCUCCAAGGAAAUUUCCAAGCAAGAAGGCACGUACGAGAACCUCGAAAACCAAAGAGGUAUCGAUACGGCUGAAGAAAUCGCGGGCGCGGCGAAAUUGUUCAUCAAGCAAGUUGGCGAACAACCGAGAAUGAUCUUCGAAGACGACGAAGAUCCCAAAAAAGAAGAGUUGAAAACGGAAGGUGAGAGUUUAGCUGAGGCGUUGGAGGGUAUGGUCAAGAUGCAAAAUAGAAUCGUGACAUCGAAUCGCAGGAUAGCCAUAGGCAACGAAGAAGCCCAGGCUGCGGAGGCACGCUUGCACGCUUUGGAAGCUCGAUUGACUCGUCUGAUGUCGUAA
Molecule: messenger RNA, 5109 nt
Organism: Bathycoccus prasinos
Lineage: Eukaryota; Viridiplantae; Chlorophyta; Mamiellophyceae; Mamiellales; Bathycoccaceae
Product: polycystin cation channel family
Exons: 2
Coding region: 1-5109 (1702 amino acids)
Source: RefSeq, a predicted model, not a curated record